AACGUGGUUACCCCGGUCCUGCUUGGCCGCUGAUUGUCAGUUGGUCCACCGGAGACGACGCGACCUUGGGGACGCUGUCAUGGAUUUGACUCGGUUCGCCGUGGAUGCUGGUCAGUUCAUCAACCGCGCUGUUCAGUACACUGGAGAGAGUCUAGGACAGGCCGAGAGGACAGAGUUGGACCCCGGACUGGAGGAGCUUUUAUCACGGGCAGACGCCACCAAGACGUGGACGGACCAGAUAAUCUCCCAGACUGAGGCUUUACUGCAGCCAAGCCUCGGAGUGCGGUUAGAGGACCGGCUGUAUCAGCAUCUGGAGUGGAGCGUCCCACCCCGGCCUCGUGCCGUUGAGUUACUGGGAGAUCACAUGACUCAGGCUGGGUUGGAAAUUGGAUCAAACACACCUUAUGGUACUGCAUUGAUAAGGUGUGGAGAGGCUCAGAAGCAGCUCGGUGAGGCAGAGAGGAAGUUUGUCCAAAGCACUAACAUUCACUUUCUCACUCCCCUGCGGAGUUUCACUGAGGGGGAAUACAAAGCCAUACAGAAUGAACGCAAGAUGUUGGUGAAUAAACGUUUGGACUUGGAUAUCACUAAAGCCAGGCUGAGAAAAGCCCACGAGGCUGACCAAGAGGCCAGAAACCUGAAUGCCAACCCACUGGAAGACGACUACUUGUCUCAUGUCUCCUACAUGUUCAGCUUCCUGCGUGUUAAAUGGCUAAAGAUCUGGGCUCAGGAAAUCUCUCAGGCAGAGGUGGAGCUGAGGAUUUGUCAGAGUCUUUUCAAUCGACAGUCAGAAAUCACAAGAGCUGUUGUGGAAGGACUCAGCAACACACAUACCAACCAUAUGCGGAGCCUCACUGACUUUGUGGAUGCUCAAGCUAGCUACUUUUCUCAGUGCAACCAACAUGCUCAGGAGCUGCAAAAACAGCUGGCCAGCAUUCCAGCAGUCUUCUGUUCCAAUAACUGGCAGUCUGCAAUUAGUAAUCCCGUUAGUCAGCCAUCAACAAGCAACCAUGAGGCAAAUGAACCCAUCAGUCCAAAUCACGUCACUCCGCUACCUGUGCUCGUCCAUCAGCUUCCAGAUUUCGACCAGGACUCGUGGACUUUAAGCUCACCACCCACAGCAGAUUCAUCUUUCAGUGCACUGCUGACUCACCACACAAAUAACAACAACAAUAACAACAUCAUCAUCUCCACCACCAGACAAACACCCAGCAAUCAUUCACCAAUCAACAGCCAGUCAACUACCGUUCGAGCGAUUGAUCAUGUCUCUGCACCAAACCAAACGGAUCAGCUCCAAGCACCCAGCAGGACGGCCAGGAUGUCUGAUGCUUCUCCUGCAUCUACCCAGGUACUAACAUUCAAUACAACAGCUUCAAUAAGCAAUGGUGCAGCAACAGCAGCCUCCCUGCCUUUACAACCCAGUGCAACCUGUAGCAUCAAUGAAGGAGAUGUCCAGGAGUCUUCGUCAGGCCAUCAGGAUGUGGAUAUAUGCACUGCAACCCAACAAAUCUUAAGGAAAAACAUCCAUAGGAACUCCAUCAUGCAUGUGUUUUGGAUCUGCCUGGUGCUGUGUACGGGUUCAUCGUUCUGUAUAAAUGACAUCGAGUAUGAAAGAAUUUAUGAAGACAGCUAUGACAAUGAGAUCCCCCUGGACCAACAGGAGGGUGAGUCUCCAACUGCACCAUGCCAAACAGAUUUCUCCCGCUGGGAUAAACUUUUUAUCGCUCUGGAGGACUCCCACAUGAGGCAAAACAUGCUCCUGGAAUCUGUGGAGCAGUGCUGCGGGGGAACAGCGUCUCUUAAGACCCAACUGGAGAAGCUGACGAAGGGGAUGUGUCAGCAGUGUGCACCCAGCUUGGAAGCAGCUUGCAGGGUACAUGCAGACCAGGCAAGUCUUAGGUUGCAAAAGGGCUUGGUCGAUCUCAGGGAUGAGGAGGAAGAGAGGGAAAGAAGAUUAAAUGCAACCUUGCAGAUGCUCCUACGUAGUAGGCACCAGGACGAUGCUUGGCUGAAGAGGCUAGAAGAAAUCAUUUCAUCUGCAUCUGCUGACAGCAGCAUGAGAGACCAGCCAACACCAAGACCUGACGGUUUGGGAAUGAAGCUCUUCACAUCUGGCCUGAAGGAGCAGGAACUGACCUCGCCGGUGGACAUAGUCACGGUGGAAAGUGCUCUGGGUGCCAUAGCAACAGAGCUUCAGAGGAUUCAUAAGCAGCUGAACAAAGUGAUAGAGCAGGUAGGCACGCUGGGAAAGGGCAGAGGAGACACAUGAAUUGCCCAAAGGAAAAAUAAAUAGUAAAAGCUUGACUGGAAAACUCAUAUUGCAGAUGAUGAUUUUGCACAUGUUGUUUGUAUUUCUACCGCUCUGCCUUUUUAUAAAGCCUCUGUUACACAUAAGAUAGUUUUUGUCUGGUGACAAUGAGUUUCAAUGUACCAUAAAUGUCAUGGGUUUGCUAUAAUGAAUAAAAAUUAACUAAACAACUGAGUCAGCCUCAUGGAAAGGUUUCCUCCCUCCUCCCACACAGUGUCACUUAAUUUUAAACUGUGUAUUUAUGUUCAUGUCCAUGCCCACUCUUUCAUUAGUCUAGGUUACUACAUGUGCUUUAUCUACAAGUGCCAAAGUUUGCACCACUUGCCUUGGUGUUUGUGUAGUUGUGGUGUGGUCUGCAAAUCCCCAAACCCACAAGGUGUGUCAGUGGUUUGGGAUUUUUAUUUAAUUCAUAGCAGGUCUCUCCCACUCAUUAGCUGCUUUAAAAGUGUCUGAAUAGAAAGAGGCCACGACUUACGAUGCUCAGAGUGUUUAUGAUUUGUGAAACCCUGCCAGAAGUAUUACACUGCCACCAGUGCCUCCUACAGCUUCGUACACACACACGUGGAUGGAUGCUCAUUAUUAAAAACCACAAAGACUGACUGUUGUUAUGGCUAGAGGGAGUUUCUGUAUACUUUACAGUGUCUGUGUAUCCGUUUUUGGUCUUAGAUCCUAUUUUCAUUCAUUUUUUUUAUGUACUUGCACUUCUGUUUGAAUGUUUUGUUAAGAUUAAAUAGGAAAUUAGGCAAAAGGUACAUC
Oreochromis aureus is the source of this 3064-nucleotide messenger RNA. RefSeq lists its product as uncharacterized. Gene Ontology annotation, biological process: innate immune response. Gene Ontology annotation, cellular component: cytoplasm. The transcript has 12 exons. Gene Ontology annotation, molecular function: complement component C1q complex binding. NCBI's taxonomy places the organism in Eukaryota, Metazoa, Chordata, Actinopteri, Cichliformes, Cichlidae. The coding region runs from base 80 to 2269 and encodes 729 amino acids. The record is from RefSeq and is a predicted model, not a curated record.